Messenger RNA from Strongylocentrotus purpuratus (purple sea urchin), 2912 nucleotides. Its product is annotated as protein FAM166B. The record is from RefSeq and is a predicted model, not a curated record. Bases 156 to 1157 code for a protein of 333 amino acids. NCBI's taxonomy places the organism in Eukaryota, Metazoa, Echinodermata, Echinoidea, Camarodonta, Strongylocentrotidae. The transcript is spliced from 7 exons.
CGCCUGUCCCGUACACACGCCACGCGUAUACAUAGUCAGAGAUAGAAUGUUUUGGUAGCGGACGCCGAUUUCGCUCUAUUAUUACUAUAUUAAAAUCGCUUAAAUUAUAGAUAUUUUGUUUUCUUGAAGGUGUACCUACUGGAAAUCUUGUCAAUAUGAUGAACACAACUAUGUCAAACUCCACGACGUGGAAUAUAAAUCGUAGGAGAGACUUUGCAGAACUCAAAGAAGGCACACAAGUACCCGGCUACUGCGGAUACAUCGAGCAGUACAAGUACCAUGUUGGAGAUACAUAUGGAAAUGCAACCAACAGACUGGAGAAUAGACGUGCAAACCGUCAUCCCAUUAUAUCAUCAUGGCCAAACAACUACUUUGAUGCCUCCAGCAAACAUGUUGGGACUGGGCUGACUGCUGCCACCACGCUAAGUGGGGAGAGAAGGCCUAUACAGUUACCAAGAUCUAACGGAGACAACAAACUCACAGAGAAGAUGGUGCCAGGCUACACAGGCUACAUCCCCAGGAUGCCUUUCAAGUUUGGAAAUACCUACAAGGAGGACUGUGAUGUCUGUAUUGAUGAUUUCCUCCACACUACCAAAGAACACGACACCAAGAUCAAGACCCUGAAACAGACAGUGGUCCAGUCAAGACCUCUCCAACCCAAGAGGGAUGAGAAGGUGGUCAUUAAGGCUCUAAACUUCUACCGAGAUCAAAACCCUGGAAAGGUUUUAUUAGACGACAAGAGAGAAUCGAGGGAAGCUCCCAUUCCAGGUUACAAAGGCUUUAUACCAAGACAAGGUGUGACUGAGCUAGGUCUAGGAGCAAGGUAUAAUGAGAUGUGUGACAAAUCACUCAAUGUAUUCUACGAUGAGACAGACAGGCAUGCAAUCAUCUCCAAGCCGGGGUAUGUUCCAAAGACUACUGUCCCUAAAUUUGCUGGUAAGGCCAGUUUGCAGCUGACAAAAGAUGAUAAGAGUACCUUGAUGCAGAGGAGACUCUACAAAGAUAUUGGCAUGGUACCCAAGUACACAGGAUACCUUCCACAAAUCCGUUACCGAUUCGGUCAUACUUAUGGUGAUGCGUCCAGAUCUCUUCCUGUGUGUAGUCAUGGACAGUCCAACUAUGGUGAACAUCUACAGACACUUCAACAAUCUGCUUGAUCACCAGGAAGCAGUAGUGCUAUGUCUUAAUGUCAGCCUUCCACAGAGUCAGCCGGCCUCCAAGAUGGAUCAUUCUUCGACCCGAAGCUGUGUGAUAAUUUUAAAGAACUUUACCUCCUAACAGCAUAUGCAAACAUCUUUCAGGGGUCAAAAGAUGUGUCGUAUGUUGGCUGGUUGCUGACUUUUGGGAGAAGAAAUGUAUUUGUUCAAUGUUUUGUGAACUUGCUGAACAAGGUCCAGAAGUUGUGAGAACUUGUACAAGAGAUUCACAGAAUUGUUUUAUGAUUUUUGUUUAAUGUGUUCCUCUUCUCUCCUUCUCUCUAUCUUCCCUCUGUAUCUCUCAAUCGCUCAACAUGUCUUAAUGAUGUUGUCUUCUUCUUCUUAAAGCCCUCUCUGUCUCCAUUAUCUUUUCAUUCCAUUCUUCACAGGCACCCUUUAUAUUCCCUAAUAAUAACACUCUUCCUCUCCCUGUACUUCUGACUAAAUACUUGACAACUGCAGUGCAGAUUGUCACAUACUAAACUUUUUUUAAUGUGGAUGAUUGCUAAAAUUGUUAAUAUGGAAAGAGCACAGCCUUUCAAGUUAAAACAAAGACAAAAUUAUGUACAUGGCCCCUCCAACCUCUAAAUUCAUGUUGACUAAGAGUCAGAUUACUUCAUACAAAAUCUCUAGAUUUCCAUGGGACAAUCUAAUAUGCUUCAACUACAACAUGAAAUUGUGUUGUAUAGGCAAUAUGUACUGCUGGCCACAACCUAUGAUUUUUGAAAAAUUGUUUUACUCGUAACAAUUAUGUAAGAGACAAACUUUUCUUGAUAUUUGACAUUUUCAGUGCUAGUUUGUGUCAAAGAAGGUUAACUGAUAAUCCACUUAUUUUCAUGGAAAACGAUGCAUUGGAAGUUUUAAAAGGUUGUGAGAUUGAGACAAUUCAUGCAAAUAUAAUGCUACUCCUGCUACUGCCUAUGUUAUAACAUAUUUGAUAAUCUUUUCCCUAUAAUUUCCUGUCUUCAAAUGAUAGGCCAAUCUUAUUUCAUUCAAUAUGUAACUUUUUAUUUUUUGAAAUAUCCUUUAUAUAUUUAUAAGCUUUAAUUAUUAGGAUGUGGUAAUUAAAGCCCCUCUGUCCUACUUGUAGCUACUUGCUCCCUCUAUAUAGAAAACUUCCCCAAUCAGUGCCUGUUGAUCCCCCAUGAUCCUCUUUUUCUUAUGUUAGUUGAGAGCUGAGUUAAUGAGAUAGCCCCCUGUCAGUGACCUCGCUGUGUGGUCUAAUCCCUUCAGGCCCAGUAGUAAUGACGGUCUUUAAGAGAUAUUGAUUAAAACAACACACUAUUCCAAAAUUGUAAUUUAAUUUGGUGCACAUCUAAUCUAAGAACAAACUAAGACCAUCAUACAGGGUGUCAAGAUUGUUUUUAACAAUUCUAAUUUUAUGAGUUUUCUGGGCACACUUCAUGUAAUAUGCAUAUUCAACUUCAUUUGAAUGUUGGCUCUCUAUACAUGUUGUCUGAGGGGCAGAUAUAUAUGCAAAUAAGUGCAAAGAAGUCAGUAUUAUAUCUCGGUUCUGUAUCUUGACCUGUCAAAGUGAUAAAAUAAAAAAUAAAACUUAAAUCAUAAUUUGCAUAGAAUAUCUGCAAUUUUGGAUGUGGAACUGGUCAAUGCAUUCCUCUUUCAUUUAUUGAGCUCAUGAUGAAUUAACAAAAUAUAAAAUAAUGAUAUUUUUGUAUUUGUUUUGCUGACUAAUAAAGUUUAUAUGUUUUCCACUGA